This is a messenger RNA of Sphenostylis stenocarpa, 402 nucleotides long. The record is from the annotation of a GenBank genome assembly. NCBI's taxonomy places the organism in Eukaryota, Viridiplantae, Streptophyta, Magnoliopsida, Fabales, Fabaceae.
CAACUAUGCUUGUCUCAUGGAUUGAUAAAUUCAUCAUACUCGUUGGACAAGUGGCUCAUAGAAAGCAUUUGCAUAAUGAUACUCCAUAUCAAGUGCAGGAGUAUAGUAAGGCCCCCAACAGGGUCAAUGAAAUGCAGCCGAGCAGGCACCGGUCAGAACUCUGCACCAAGCAGAGCACUCGCCGCCGACCGAUUGCUUGAAUCUAUUCCCACAAAGAGAGGAGUAACGCCAGGACAGUUAGGCCUUUUCCUUAAGCUCCGGGAGGACAGUGCUGCCAUCCCCGUGUUCUCCAACGCAAUCCAUGCAAUCGAAUCGGAUCACAAUAAUCGUUUCCACAGCAAUCGACGGAAGUCGCCACCUUCCUCACCUUCGUCAUUGGUGGUGGACAGUGACAGUGAGUGA